AUGGAUGACGAGCAACUUUUGGAUUAUGAAGAGGAACAAGAGGAAACUCAUGAGCCCAAAGCUGCCGAGAAUGGAUCUGGUGAUGCUAAAAAGAUAAAGGGAAACUAUGCUUCUAUCCACAGCAGUGGCUUCCGAGACUUCCUUCUCAAGCCAGAACUCCUACGAGCCAUCAUUGAUUGCGGAUUUGAGCACCCGUCAGAAGUGCAACAUGAGUGCAUCCCGCAGGCAAUAUUAGGUAUGGAUAUUGUCUGCCAAGCUAAAUCCGGUAUGGGAAAGACGGCCGUGUUUGUCCUAGCUACACUUCAACAGUUGGAGCCGGUUGAUGGCGAGGUAUCGGUAUUGGUUAUGUGUCACACGCGAGAACUUGCAUUCCAAAUCUCGAAGGAAUAUGAAAGAUUCAGCAAAUAUCUUUCUGCCAUUAAAGUGGCAGUAUUUUUCGGUGGUAUGCCUAUCAAGAAGGAUGAGGACCUGCUGCGCACGAACUGUCCUCAUAUUGUGGUAGGAACCCCUGGUCGAACACUAGCCCUUGCGAGGUCUGGGAAGCUGAAACUUGAUAAGAUCAAGUACUUCGUUCUUGAUGAAUGUGACAAGAUGAUCGGGGAUGCCGACAUGCGUCGCGAUGUGCAGGAGAUUGUGAAGAUGACGCCACAGGAAAAACAAGUGAUGAUGUUCUCCGCUACACUGCCGAAGGAGCUGCGCAUCGUCUGCAAGAAGUUCAUGCAAGAUCCCAUGGAAGUUUAUGUUGAUGACGAAGCAAAACUCACCUUGCACGGUCUACAGCAACAUUACGUAAAGCUGAAGGAAACCGAGAAAAACAGGAAGCUCUUAGAACUUUUGGAUCUCCUCGAAUUCAACCAGGUCGUUAUCUUCGUGAAAUCCGUUCAGCGCUGUGGCGCACUCCACCAAUUACUUUCUGAGCAAAAUUUCCCAUCUAUCGCCAUCCAUAGACAGAUGCCGCAGGAAGAGCGCCUCGCACGUUAUCAAGCUUUUAAAGACUUCCAGAAGCGAAUCCUGGUCGCUACUGACUUGUUCGGUAGAGGAAUGGACAUUGAGCGAGUGAACAUCGUUUUCAACUACGAUAUGCCCGAAGAUUCCGACUCCUACCUUCACAGAGUGGCUCGAGCGGGUAGGUUCGGAACAAAGGGUCUCGCUAUCAGUUUUGUGUCGGAUGAGUCUGACGCAAAGACGCUCAACAGUGUGCAAGACAGAUUCGAUAUCAGCAUCACGGAGCUACCCGAAACAAUCGAUGUCUCUACUUACAUCGAAGGAAGAACAAACUAA
Messenger RNA from Haemonchus placei, 1281 nucleotides. Lineage: Eukaryota; Metazoa; Nematoda; Chromadorea; Rhabditida; Trichostrongylidae. The record is from the annotation of a GenBank genome assembly.